CAGUGUAGCCCCAGCAGUGCCACCUGUCAGUGCUCAUUAAUGCCACCUGCCAAUGCUCAUCAAUUCCACCAUCUAGUGCCCAUCAGUGCCUCAUCAAUGCCACAUAUCAGUGCCUACCAGUGCAGAUCAAUGCCACAUAUCAGGGCCCAUCUGAGCUGCCUUUUAGUGUCACCUAUCCGUGCCACCUAUCAGUGUCCGUCAGUGCCGCCUAUCAUGCCAGUCAGUGCCGCCUAUCAGUGCCAUAUAUGAGUGCUGUUUUUCAGUGCCCAUCAGUGAUGCCUGUCAAUGCCCAUCAGUGCCACCUACUAAUACCUCCUCAUCAGUGCCCAUUAGUGC
Staurois parvus is the source of this 336-nucleotide messenger RNA. NCBI's taxonomy places the organism in Eukaryota, Metazoa, Chordata, Amphibia, Anura, Ranidae. The record is from the annotation of a GenBank genome assembly.